Molecule: messenger RNA, 1491 nt
Organism: Guyanagaster necrorhizus
Lineage: Eukaryota; Fungi; Basidiomycota; Agaricomycetes; Agaricales; Physalacriaceae
Exons: 2
Coding region: 182-1411 (409 amino acids)
Molecular function (GO): protein binding
Source: RefSeq, a predicted model, not a curated record
GUUCCACCGCCACUCCUGGGUGUGGUCCGAGGGGUAAGUUCUAUUGUUACGGGCCCAUGUCCAGCUGUUGGCCCAUGUACUCAUAUUUGAUGAUUUCUUAGUCGGUUCCGAGCCUGACAGCGCUCAUUCAUAUGAACUGAACGACCACGACCACCAUUAUAUCCCGCCUUUCCCUACAUUCAUGCUAUCGGCCAUCACCAAGGCAUCCAGGAUGCCUAUGUCCAAGACAGAGAUGAUUGCCUACAUGUCUACGAAACUAUCAAACGAAUAUUGGAUGCUCAUUUUUGACCAGCUCGACACCCGUGAUCUUUUCAAUGUAAUCUGUACUUGCCACAAGUUCUACCGUUUAGCCCUCAGGGCUCUCUAUCGUAACCUACUCUUCAUGGAUUUCAGCCAUUUCCAACAGAAUGCCUCAUUUUGGGAGGGGCGAGAGGAUAACAUGUUCGAGGUGCCAAGGGCGCUCGUACUCUGCGCGUUGAAACGUGGCAAGAUUGAUCCAUUCUCACCACCCUGCUACGGGCGUGUGUCUUACGACGUUCUCAAUCGUAUUAUUAGCUAUCCGUCGCUACGGAAGGUUGAAAUAUGCGCCUCUUCUCUCAGUCCCAACACAUUCUAUUCGACCAUUCUACGACUCCCCCAUUUGACUCGCCUAUCCCUUGUUGACAACAUAUUCGAUGUUCUAUCCAUGUCUUCGCCAGAUGGCGAAGUCGACUUUGCUCAGUUUGCUGCGCUACCUUUGACCCACCUCACCCUUCUGGGCAAUGUCGCCGUUGGGCCCCGCCGUCAUGAAAGAACUCGAUACCAUUUCCUUCAUCUGGCAACGUCAAAGACCCUCCGCGUUUUACGCAUCGACUGGGAUAUGGAGUCGUCCGUGUUCCUUGCUAAACAGACUUUGGGAUACGAUGGAGGGCCAUUUGACAUGCCCGAAGGUCUUGAAACAGUCGAACUCUGCAUCAAAAGCGGCACGUCUUCCCCACCGGCUGCGUCACCCAAUAUUUCUUUCCUUCACACUUUCUUACGUCAAAGCGGGCACCACGUCAAGACGAUGAAAGUGAUAGGCCAGUUGGAUGUGCGUUUCAAAGUUUCUGGCACUGUAUUGCCAAAGCUGGAAGAAUUUGGCGGCAAUCCAUGGGCUACCAUUGCCUUUCUACAUAGUUCAAGGCCCAUCAAGCAUCUCCACAUCUGCGAUAUCGACCAACAGUCUUCCAAUGCGGCUCUCAUUCCUCUUCUCUCCGCGGUCGCCAAAGACAAGCCAGAUCUCCAAACUCUUGAUCUCUUUGUUACAAUAUGGGAUCUGGAGAUCAUGCAUGCAAUCAAGCAUCUCUUCCACGACCUUCAUGAUCUGAGAAUCAAAUAUCAGCGUGGAGGACCCACCGAGAUUCGCGAAUCUUUCAACGGUCCACGUAUAUAAAAUUCAGUGCAGGCCCCAGACGCAUACCCGGAGGUAUAAAUGGUACAACCGACGCCUGCUUACGGCCUCCUCGCGAACGU